Molecule: messenger RNA, 3673 nt
Organism: Acipenser ruthenus (sterlet)
Lineage: Eukaryota; Metazoa; Chordata; Actinopteri; Acipenseriformes; Acipenseridae
Product: tetratricopeptide repeat protein 39A
Exons: 19
Coding region: 370-2163 (597 amino acids)
Molecular function (GO): protein binding
Source: RefSeq, a predicted model, not a curated record
AACCCAUCACACGCAACAGAGAACGGCAGCUUUGGGCAGUGGAAACGUUGCUAAGGAGUCUGGAUACACUGCAGGUGACCUGGAUCAAUCUCUGGUGUCGUAUGCUGACACGCAACUUAGAGUCCUUUAUGACCCAGCGUUGGUGACAUCAGCAUUCCACCGGUGUGUUCUGCAAGCGGAGAAGCUAAUUAAAGUAGGAGGGGAAAUGUGCACCUGCUUUUUACAGGAGGAAGUGAAUGUUUUACAUGUAUUGACAGGAUUGCACAGGUCUAUUUAGAACAGUCUCUUCAGCUUGACUUCAGGUAUAGCCCGCAUGUUUUGGACACAGAAAUCGAAGCUCACCGUUGUUAACGUUAUUUUACUGUUCUCAUGAGUUUUCUGUCGUCCUGGAAAAGGAGUCUGAAGGGAAAUGAAGGCAAGACUAGGUCAUCAAGCUGCCGAGAAAUCCAGGACCGCCAUGAAGACCAGGAAGAUCACAGGUCAGCAGCUUUGUCUCAGAGGUCUGACCUGCGGAUGGAGCUUGAUGACUGUAUGGCCGCACUUGACCUGUUCCUAAGCAACAAGUUUGCGGAGGCGCUGGAUCAUCUGCAGUCCAAAACCAAGGACAGUAUGUAUCAUGCCCUCACCUAUGCCACAAUCCUGGAGAUGCAGGCCAUGAUGACCUUUGACCCUCACGAUAUAUUGGCAGCAGGGAACACAAUGAAAGAUGCUCAGGCAGUGUGCCAGAGGUUCCGAAAAAAGUCCACAAUGGCAGGUUCCUUUAACAGUCUGAUCAACAGGCAGGCUGGGGAGCUCACAGAAGAGGAAAUCCAUGCUGAGGUGUGCUAUGCAGAGUGCCUGCUACAGAGAGCAGCCCUUACUUUUCUCCAGGAUGAAAACAUGAUCAGUUUCAUCAGAGGAGGAAUCAAAGUGAGGAGUAGUUACCAGACCUACAAAGAGCUCCACAACAUUGUGCAGUCGGCCCAGUAUACUCAAGGGGACAGUCACAGUCAUUUCGAGGGGGGCGUGAAGCUUGGGGUGGGAGCCUUUAACCUGACACUAUCCCUGCUACCCACAAGGAUACUUCGGCUUCUGGAGUUCGUUGGCUUUUCUGGCAACAAGGAGUACGGUCUGCAGCAGCUUCAAGAAGGGGCGUCCACACAGAGCUUCAGGGCCUUCCUGUGCACCAUGCUGCUGCUCUGCUACCACACCUUCAUGAGCUUCGUACUGGGGACAGGAGAAGGAGACGUGGGAGAUGCAGAGGCACUCCUGCAGCCCUAUCUGAAGCGGUAUCCCAAGGGUGCUAUCUUCCUGUUUUUCGCUGGCCGAAUAGAGGAGAUCAAAGGCAACCUGGAUGCAGCCAUUGCCCGCUUUGAGGAGUGCUGCGCAGCCCAGCAGCACUGGAAGCAGUUCCAUCACAUGUGUUACUGGGAGUUGAUGUGGUGCUUCACCUACAAGCGGCAAUGGAAGAUGGCCUACUUCUACGCAGACCUGCUCUGCAAAGAGAACUCCUGGUCCAAGGCUACCUAUGCUUACAUGAAAGCAGCCUACCUCAGCAUGCUCACUGAAGAGGACUGCAAGCCCUUUGGGGAGGAUGAGGUGGAGAUCUUCAGACAAAUGCCAGGGAUGAAACAGAAGAUAGCCGGGAAGUCGCUGCCGACGGAGAAGUUUGCAAUCCGCAAAGCGAGGCGAUACCUCUCCCCCAACCCCCUCCCUCUGCCAGUGCCGCCUCUGGAAAUGAUGUAUAUCUGGAACGGGUACGCGGUCAUAGGGAAGCACAGGGACCUGACCGAGGGAAUGCUGGACACUCUGAACCAGGCGCAGAGGACCCUGGAGCGAGCGCCCGUGACGGAGCACACAGUAGAUGACCAGUGUCUGGUGAGCUUACUGAAAGGACUCUGUCUGAAGCACCUGGGGUGUCACGAAGAGGCAGAGCAGUAUUUCAACCUCAUCCACAUCAAUGAAACUCUAAUUAGAUACGAUCACUAUUUAGUGCCGAAUGCCUUGUUAGAACACGGUCUGCUCUGCAUGGAGCUGGGAAGAACAGAAGAGGGGGUUAAAUACCUGGAAACAGCAAAGCACAAUUACAAGAAUUACUCCAUGGAGUCCAGGACACAUUUCCGAAUCCAGGCUGCACUGCACAACGCCAAGUCUGCAGUAGAAAUCGGAGACUCUGUUCCUUAACCGUGGCUCCGGAGCAGGGUUUGAGACUAAGCCCAGCCCGAGAGGAGGGGAACACCACAGGGUUAGGAGCUGAGCACAGCAUUGCUCCAAUCCGGAUCCUGCAGCCUGACAUGUUCUGAGCCCAUUGCAGACCUGCUCCUAGAAAUGUUAAGCACCCUGCAUAUUUCAACCCCAAUCCCUGAUUUCCUCCAUGUUUGUGGAAAUAAAUCUCCUUAUCUUUACCUUUUUAUUUUUUAUAUUAAAUGCACAUUUGCGUGAAAACAAACUUUGACUGCUAUAAAUGGACAUCUUGGUUUCCACAAGAUACCCAUCCUUAUUCUCUCCCAAGUAUAAAUCAAAGGUAAUCAAUAACACUCUAAAAGGGAAAUUAAUUUUAGCUACAAUAUUCAAUUUUCUCUGGUUGGAGUUCUAUUGUAUUUCUAUUGAUUUUUUUUUUUUUUAAAUGUAUUUAUUUUUUAUAAGUGAUCACAAUGUUUUAUGGUAGAGUCCACAGCAAUUUCUGUAAAAAACCAAAAAAAAAAAAAAAAAACACGCUGUCAGUCACACAGCCAUUGAUUUGAAAAGUGUUGCUAAUGCUCACUGUGCCUUAGUCUCACCCAGCUACAGAUCUCGGUAUAAGCAUGGUGUCUCCCUCUCUAACCUCAGCCAGGAAAGAAGUCAGAUCAUCUCAGUUGGGCUGCCGUGAAAAAUAAUGUAUUCAGUGUUUUUCUCUCUCAUGUUACUCGUCAGCCUGUCUAAUUCUAUACCCUAGUUAUUUAUCUGUUUAUUUAUGUAUUUAGCUAUUCCUCUCUGGCUAAUGGAGGGUGAUUUGGUUGUCCGCUUGCCUCAGAGCAGGCGCUGUCCUGGCAGGUCUCUCUGUUGCUGCUCACCGUUUGUACCCAGAACACGUCCUCGGGAAUUGCAAGCACUUCAUGGUGAAUGACAGCGUAACAGAGCUCGGUUGCUUUUAGGGUAGCCAUAACGUUCUAUUCCGUCAAUCAUUAGAAACACAGCAGUACCGUGUGGAACUGAGUUAAGGAUACUCGUCGAUAUGUUUGUCAAAUUGUAUUACUGGGGCUCCUUUGUCAGCUGAUAUAGCGCACUAUUGAAUGAUGCUAUGACAGCAUACCAUCUUCUUGCCAUUGUCAUUUCUUGCAACCUGCCAUCGUGCAUACCUUCUCCCCUGCCAAGUGGCUUUUGAACGACCCUGUAGAUGCGUUCUUAUUUAAUGGAGAUCAAGAGUCUUGGCAAAACAAUCUUUAGUCAGUUUUUAAAGUAUAUAUUUAGUGCAAAAUUACCCAAUUUGAAUAUAUUGACGCUAGAUCCAGCAAGGUCAAACAAAUGAAAGAAAUGCUCCAUUGAAAAGUGUUUCAUUGUUUAAAUGAGUACUGGGUUUAAUACAUGUUUUAAAACACAACAGCGUGAAGUAGAGUGCACGCUAGUGCAGGGCUACAUGCAUUCCUGUAAAUACCUACUUGUGUUUUUGUAACUAAAUAUAAAUAUGACUUAAUAAAAUAAUUAUAUUAGUGUU